Molecule: messenger RNA, 3285 nt
Organism: Polypterus senegalus (gray bichir)
Lineage: Eukaryota; Metazoa; Chordata; Cladistia; Polypteriformes; Polypteridae
Molecular function (GO): zinc ion binding; nucleic acid binding
Source: RefSeq, a predicted model, not a curated record
AUGAGUAGACGGGUCGUCGAGUCAAGUCUAAAAGAUACAAUUUUAAAAGAGCCCACAGACGACGAAGACGAGGCCAAGGAGAAAAAUGCGGAGGCAUAUGCUGAAUUAAUCCAGUUCCUCCAUGAUAAAAGUUUAUCGCUGGUGAUGCGAGAAGCAGCUGACGAUGGACGAAAAGCGUUAAAGAUUCUGAGAGACUAUUAUGCAGGUAAAGGAAAGCCACGAGUAAUUAGCCUGUACACAGAACUGACCUCGCUCCGAAAGUUAAGUAACGAAAGUGUGACUGAGUAUGUCAUAUGUGCGGAGACGGCCAUCAUGGCAUUAAGAAAUGCAGGCGAAACAUUGAGCGAUGGAUUAUUAGUAGCAAUGGUUUUAAAGGGACUGCCAGAAUCAUUCAAACCAUUCGCGAUCCAUAUUACGCAAAGUGAAGUGAAAAUUCCUUUUGCGGAAUUUAAAACUAAAUUACGGAGUUAUGAAGACACUGAAAAGAUGCACGCCACAACGUCCGACGACAACGUGAUGAAAGCGCAAAUACAACCAAGUACGAAACCUGCUUUGGUGAGUACAAGUGACCGGGGAACCGAGAGUAUGAAUAUAGUGUGUUUCAGAUGUGGUCUAAAAGGACACAAGGCAAAAGCAUGUCAACGCUCCACAUACCGAGACGCAAACUGCAGAUGGAAACAGCGACGCGACAACGCGAGACAAGUUUCAGAGGAGAUGAGCGGCAAGGAAUAUGCAUUCCAAAUGAGCAACAGAAGCGCGGUAGUCCAACCAAGACACGACAUGAAUAUGACUGGUCUGAUGGUCGAUACCGGGGCAACCUCACAUAUCGUCACAGAUAUAACAAAGUUUAAGACGUUCGACGAUAGUUUCCAAGCCGAGACGCACUGUGUAGAGCUGGCUGAUGGCAUGAGGUGCCAUGGAGUCGCGGAGCGCAGAGGUGAUGCAGAGAUCUGUUUGAUGGACAGCAGAGGACAGCGCCACACCACGAUGUUGAGACAGGCAUUGUACAUCCCCUCCUACCCGCAGGAUAUCUUUUCUGUGAAAGCAGCUACUUCCAACGGAGCAACUUUUAUCUUUAAGCAAGGAAAAGACAUCCUCCAACACAGAGACGGUUUCCUGUUGAUAUCGGACUCUCCAGGUGAUGCUGAGGAGAAAUCACUCAGAGCUUCCAAGAUUAUAAAUAACAAUGCUAGUAAUCCCAGAGUCUUAUUUUCUACAAUUGAUCGCCUACUAAACCAGGUAACUCAAAGGAAUGCCUCCUAAGUGCUUCCAGUGAAAUGUGAGGCUAUCUCUGUAUUUUUCAAUCAAAAAAUUAAUGAUAUUAGAAAUAACAUAGUAUAUCCCUCCAACACUAAGGAUCCUCCUAAACCCCAGCAUUCUGUUAUAAACAAAUUAAACUCUUUCACUAGGAUAGAUUUACCUGUUACAAAAAUAAUAUCUCAAUUAAAACCCUCCACCUGCGUCCUUGACCCAAUACCAACAAGGUUUUUCAAAGAAGUAUCAGGCGUGCUAAUUGAUAAUGUUCUGGACAUAGUAAAUUCGUCAUUAGAUACGGGGGUCUUCCCAGACUGUCUUAAGACUGCUGUAGUUAAACCCCUUCUUAAGAAACAUAAUCUUGACCCCUCGGCUCUUGAAAAUUUUAGACCCAUCUCUAACCUGCCUUUCUUAAGUAAAGUUCUAGAGAAGGCAGCCAUUAUGCAGUUAAAUGACCACCUAAAUAAACAUGCUAUUCUUGAUAAAUUUCAGUCGGGUUUUAGAACAAAUCACAGCACAGAAACUGCACUCGUUAAAGUAGUAAAUGAUUUGUGAGUGAAUGCAGACAGAGGCCAUUUAUCUGUUCUCAUCCUCUUAGAUCUGAGUGCUGCAUUUGACACCAUUGAUCAUAAUAUUCUUAGAAAUCGCCUUAGUCAAUGGGUGGGCCUCUCUGGCAGGGUCUUAAAUUGGUUUGAAUCCUACCUGACAGGGAAAAUUUUUGUUAGUUGUGGUAAUUACAACUCGAAGACACAUGAUAUUUAAUAUGGUGUUCCACAAGGCUCUAUCCUGGGUCCGCUGCUCUUCUCAAUCUACAUGCUUCCGUUAGGUCAGAUUAUCUCAGGGCACAACGUGAGCUACCACAGCUAUGCUGAUGACACACAGCUGUACUUAUCAAUAGCACCUGAUGACCCUGAUUCUAUUGAUUCACUAACACAAUGUCUGACUAGUAUCUCAGAAUGGAUGAAUAGUAACUUUCUCAAGUUAAAUAAAGAGAAAACUGAAAUCUUAGUGAUUGGCAAUAAUGGAUACAAUGAGGCUAUUAGAAAUAAACUGGAUACAUUAGGAUUAAAAGUCAAGACGGAGGUAAAAAGCUUAGGGGUAAUUGUUGACUGUAAUCUGAAUUUUAAAUCACAUAUUAAUCAGAUCACUAGGACAGUUUUUCACCUAAGAAACAUAGCAAAAGUUACACCUCUUAUAUCACUGAAAGAGGCUGAGAAAUUAGUUCACGCGUUUGUUUUCAGUCGACUAGAUUACUGUAAUACACUCCUCUCAGGACUACCCAAAAAAGACAUAAAUCGUUUACAACGAGUACAGAAUGCAGCUGCUAGAAUCCUAACUAGGAAAAGAAAAUCCGAACACAUUACUCCAGUUUUGAUGUCACUACACUGGUUACCUGUGUCAUUCAGGAUUGACUUUAAAAUUCUGCUUAUGGUUUAUAAAGCCUUAAAUAAUCUCGCCCCAUCUUAUAUAUCGGAAUGUCUGACACCUUAUAUUCCAAAUCGUAACCUCAGAUCCUCAAAUGAGUGUCUCCUUAGAAUUCCAAGAACAAAGCUUAAAAGAAGUGGUGAGGCGGCCUUCUGCUGUUAUGCACCUAAAAUCUGGAAUAGCCUGCCAAUAGGAAUUCAUCAGGCUGAUACAGUAGAGCAGUUUAAAACACUGCUGAAAACACAUUACUUUAACAUGGUUAUUGUGAUUCUGUGCAAUUCACCAUACAAAAAUAAUCCAAUAUCUCAUUUCAAAUUCAGCUGUAACACCAUCACCGUGCAGUCUGGAGAGCUUUUCACCCUUUUAAUUUCAAUAAACCUGUGGACAAAGAAACAACAGUCUAUAGAGUUUUGGAUAAAGAAAGGUGUUUAUUGGCCUGUCAAAGCACGUCGUCUGUGUGGACGCCAGGACAGUGAAAGGACGGCUUUACACCAGGAAGAUAGUGCUGUGUAUUCUGAGCACAAAUCAUGGAAGAAAAGAAGUCAGUGUCACUACAACCAGGGCCUGUGCUGCAGGUCCUGCGAGAAGCUCAAGAAGAUCUACUGA